CAGAGACAACAGACCGUGCUGAGCUCUUCACUUCGCGGAUCGCGCUUCAGUUGCCAGCAGAUACCGCAAUAGGAGAGAUCAAUUUAACAAACAACCAGUUCGAAACAAAAGAAGCUCAACAACAAAGCUCUGUGUGUGUUGUUGCUGGUUAAAUUUUAAGAAAAUUGGAAUUUGUUUAUUUCGAGUAAAAGUAAAGUAAAAGUUGAAGAAUCGAAGAGCUGCGCGGCCAACGGCAGAAUUAAAUGCUGAUCGACAGUCGCAGAAGUCAGACACAACGCGACGCGAUGCUCGACUUUUUGUAUAGAUCAGAUUCAAAUAUGUGCAAGAGUAGGAAUAGCAGAAGCAACCUAAUGACAGGCAUUAUGUAUGCAUUCAGUUUGGUGCUGCUGCUCUGCCUGCAGCUGGAAGUGGAAGGUGCAGCGUCUGCUGCAUCGCCUCGCACUGCACGCAUAAUGCAAUUUCUGAGAGAGCCCCAGCCCAGUUACCAUGCCAAUCGACGUGUUGGUCCAGGGCAAUUGCCACGCCUGCGACCAAACGGUGACGGCUUGAAGCCGCCAACACCCUGGCGACCACCACUGCCUUCACCAGUGCUCGCUGGGCAGCAGCUGAUGCGGCGCGAGUUCAAUGGCAAUUGGCCGUAUAAUGGUGCCACACGCUUUGCACACUCCAAGGAUGCGGCACCUGUGCUGGAUGUGGGCAAGAAUCAGUUCUAUCGGCCAAAGGAAGCGACACAAUUCAACAAUAAUGUCAAUCAGUAUGCGCAGAAUUUCAAGGCCUCGCCGCCUAAUUACAAUGGGAACAAAGAGCAGCAGAAAUUUCCAGGAUAUGCACCAAUCAAACAAUAUGCCAUACCCGUGGAAGCCAACAAAUAUGUAGCCAACUAUGCAGAGACACCGACUCAACAGACUCAGCAAUUGGGGCAAGCUGCCAAUAGCUAUGCCGUCUAUGAAGACACAGACAGUGUUAAGAAUGUCGCUCCAUUUGCGGCCAACUAUCAGCAGACUUCACAAAAGUUGUCCAAGGAAGCGGAAAGCUAUUUGCAUUUCAUGAGCACCAAUGAUUAUUUCCUGCCCAAACGUGAACCAAAUUACAAACAACAAGACGUAGAGCGUGAUCAAAUCAACUAUCAGCAGAGACUGGUUCAGCAACAGCAGCAGCAACAGCAGCAGCAACAGCAACAGCAGCAGCAUCAACAGCAGCAGCAUCAACAGCAGCAACAACACCAACAUCAGCAACAGCUGCUAGAUAGUAGCGUUUCAUCUAGCUAUAAUAAACCUUUGCGAGUCUCGGAUCUCUUCUAUCAGCAGGAUCCUGCACCACAUAGCUCGACUGUGGUGCGUGGCAGCUAUCAGGCAGGUCAAAAUGCCUUUGUUGUAAAAUCCGAUGGCAAUAAAUCUGUGAAGCACAUCUUGUCCACUUCGCUUACCCCGCGUACAACUCAAGUGCCGCCAGCCUCCACUGCUUACAGUUAUGUUUGGAAAAGCGCACAGAAGACAGCGACUCCAGAGCCAGUGAGAUUUGAGUUUACGGAACAUGAUGCCAUUAGAGGCUCGGCUAGUUAUACGAAUGCGCCGCAUGGACAAAAAUACUACUACGAAACCCACACGGCUGCACCACACACACCCACUGUGAGUGUGGCAGCCACACCCGAAAGCCUGCCGCCCGUGAAGGAGGAGCCCAAGGAGAGUGCCGAAUAUGUCAACCAGCACGUUCAGGAGCAAGUACCCACAGCAGCUACACCCAUACAACCUGUGGAAACCCCAAAGGACAACGAAGCUUAUUGUGAAAAGAUUUGCGCAAAUGUCUACGAUGAAAAUGAUGAGAUUGUUUGUGGCUCUGAUGGAUAUAUGUAUACGGGAGAAACCCAAUUGGAGUGUUAUUCGACCUGCUUAAAUAUUAAGGUGUCGAUAAAGAGCAAAGGGUCAUGUACUUAA
This is a messenger RNA of Drosophila hydei, 1934 nucleotides long. RefSeq names its product transcription initiation factor TFIID subunit 12. The record is from RefSeq and is a predicted model, not a curated record. The coding region runs from base 243 to 1934 and encodes 563 amino acids. NCBI's taxonomy places the organism in Eukaryota, Metazoa, Arthropoda, Insecta, Diptera, Drosophilidae. The transcript is spliced from 3 exons. Gene Ontology annotation, molecular function: protein binding.